Bubalus bubalis (water buffalo) is the source of this 6479-nucleotide messenger RNA. RefSeq names its product glycoprotein V platelet (gene GP5). The transcript has a single exon. Gene Ontology annotation, cellular component: extracellular matrix. Gene Ontology annotation, molecular function: protein binding. Lineage: Eukaryota; Metazoa; Chordata; Mammalia; Artiodactyla; Bovidae. The record is from RefSeq and is a predicted model, not a curated record. The coding region runs from base 2845 to 4464 and encodes 539 amino acids.
UCCAAUGAAUCAACUCUUUGCAUGAGGUGGCCAAAGUAUUGGAGUUUCAGCUUCAGCAUCAGUCCUUCCAAUGAACCCAGGACUAAGCUCCUUUAGGAUGGAUUGGUUGGAUCUCCUUUUUUCUAUUACAAUCCUGCAAAUAAAUUUUUGUGUAGAUGUCUUAAUGAGCAUUUCCAUAGUGUGUAUUUUUAGUAAUGGAACUACUGGACAAAGAAUAUGUAUAUUUAAAAUUUGGCUGAUACAAUUAAGUUUCCCUUCCCAAAGUUUGCUACUAUUUAUAUUCCCACCAAUGUAUGAGAAUGUCUACUACUUCACACUUGAUAAAAUGCUGGAUAUUUUCAGGCUUUAUAUUUCAGUGUGGUGUUGGCACAGGGAUUAUCAAGUAGCCAAGAACACAGACCACACAUUCAUCCAUGGUGAUCUGUGACAGUGCUGACAUUGUAGCUCUGAGGGAAGAAAGGAUAUAUAUAGAGAACAACUCAUCUAUUGGAAAAAACAUUGUUCUUACAUCAUACACAAAAAUCAAUUCUAGGUGCAAUAAAGACCUAAAUGCAAAGGACAAUAUUCUAAAGUGUAGUGAGUUAUUAUAGGAGAAGUUUUUUGGUUUGCGAGAAGAGGAAUUAUUUUGAUAGACACAAAAAACAAAUCAUAAAUAUUAAUAACUGCCUAUAUUAAGGCUUCUGUUCAGUAAAAGACAUAAAGGAGGUGAAAAGGCAAAGCACAUAUUAGAUGAAGAUAUCUGCAACAAACACUUAUAAUCCACAAAGGAUUAAUAUUCACAAUAUAUAAAGAAUGCCUACAAUUUACUUUUUAAAAGACAUAUCUUUCCAUAUAGAAAAAUGGUCAGAAGAACCCAAAUUUCUCAGAAGAUUGGCCCUUAAAAAUGUGAAAAAUGCUCAAGUUCGUUGUUCAGUAGGAAAAUGAAAAACUAAAACCACACAACUCUUUAAUAUGAAUGGCAAAAAUUAAAGUUAAAAAAAAUGUCAAGGCAUGGGCAGAGAUGAAGUACAGGACCUGUCAUACAUGGUACGUGACAACAUAUAUUGGUACAACUACUUUGCAAAGCAGUUGGACAUUCCUAUGUUCAGUUGAACAUGUGGACACCCUCAACCCAGCAAGGCCAUUAGGGAACAUACUUGAAAAUACUUUUAAAAAAUGAGUGGAGCACUUGAGAGUGUCCUUAACCUUAUUGUUCUUAAAAGGGGCAGAGGGGAACCUGAGUAGACUUGUAGUGAAGUAGCAGAUAAAGGAACGUCCCAAGGAAGUGUAGACCAACCAGGGAUAUAUGGCUGCUGCAAUGAUUCUUCUGUGUGACACUAGACACACAUCACCAGGUCAUACUGUGCCAUUUAUGAAGAAACUGCACCCCUCCUGCUCAUCUUUCGGCUUUGGCAGCAGGACUUGGGUUACAUACAGUCUCUUUCCAAGUUUGAAGAUAGUUGUCAUUUAUUUGUCAUUAAAAAACCAGAAUAUGCCCUCUGCGAUAGGGCUCUUACCAUGACUUUUGUUCUGGGAAAGUCUUUAUCUUCAGGAUGCAAAGAUACUCCUCUCUUCCUUUGGAAAGUGCCAAAUCACAUGCAAAGCUCUAAACCAUUCAGUUGCUUUGGGGUGCAGCACCAUUUCAGGUAAGGCCAAAUAUUCUAAAAAUUAAGUGUGGGUAACUGGACGGCUUGGCUAGUCUGCGCAAAUAAGUGAAAUUUAGUACAAGAUGCAGUUUAUUUGAAAUUACACGUGGGAAACAUGGUUUUGGCAGAUUAGUAUUACUGUGUGUAUUUCACGGAUAAUUCAGUGCCUUGAGUACUAAUUUUUAAUUUAGCAUGUUAGAAGUAAUAGUUCCUUAUUUAUGGCACAAUCAGAAAUACUUUCAAAUUCUAGCUCUGUGACCCUGGUUAAGUUACUUACCCUUUCUGUGCCUUCAGUUGCAUCAUCCUUUAAUUGCGGAUAACCCAACUCACAUGGCUCAGACUGCAGUGAGUCCGCCUGCAAUGCGGGAGAUCUGUGUUGGAGCCCUGGGUCGGGAAGAUCCCCUGGAGAAGGGACCGGCUAUCCACUCCAGUAUUCUUGCUGGGAGAAUUCCAUGCACAGGGGAGCCUGGCCUGCUACGGUGGCAAAGAGUCAGACAUGACUGAGUGACUUUCACUUUCACAGGGUUACUGUAAGGAGUAAAUGCAUUAAUUUAAAUACAGUGCUGAGACCAGUGUGUGGCAUAACGUGAUGAAGUACUGUUAACCUACUUGUCUCAGUGUAGCUGAGACUAUUCAUUAUUUUGAGCCGUUCCUGUGUUAGUGGAGUAAGAAGGCACUGCAGAUACAGUGUGAUAGUGAUUAAAAGAAUCAGGCUGUGGUUGCUGCUGUUUUAACAGACUUUGCUGUUCCCUUCAGGGCUGUAGGUCAUAGGCACCCCUGGCUAAAUUAUAAAUAAUUAAAGAAAAUUUUUAAGGUGAAUCCAAAAAAUUAAUAAUAAUAAAGUCAAGAGCAGGGUUAUUUUCACAACGGGCACUGCUCUGUGAUACCUCCAAGCUUGAUUGUGAGAAAGAUUACUUUAGUUCUUGCUAUGUAAAGAUUUAAAGGUAUUAUUACCUUUUCCAUAGCUUGCAAAUGCUUUAAUUUUACCGAUUUGAAUGAAGAGUGGAAAAUCAGUGAAACAAGAGGAUGAGACCUCGGAGUGCAAAAUGAAUGUCUUUUCACCACCCAGGAAAAAUCAGCACUGCUAAGAGGGAGACGUAGCGUGGAUCCGGGUAACAUUUAAAGUCAGUGAUAAUCCGGGUGAAAGGAUCAUGCAGAAUUACGAGCGUUUGCCCUUUUGCUUGUAGCCCACAGAUCUGCCGCGGACGCCGUUUCAGACAUGCUGAGGAGCGCUCUGCUAUGCGCAGCGCUCUGGCUCCUGCGCGCGCAGCCCUUUUCCUGCCCACCCACCUGCAGGUGCGCCUUCCGCGACUCCGCGCAGUGCUCGCGCGGCACGGUGGCCGGCAUCGCCGCGCUCGGCCUGCCCACCAACCUCACGCACAUCUUGCUCUUCCAAAUGGGCCGCGGCACCUUGCAGAACAACAGCUUCAGUGGCAUGACCGUCCUGCAGCGCCUGUUGCUGUCCGACAGCCACGUUUCCGCCAUUGCCCCGGGCACGUUCAACGACCCUAUAAAACUUAAAACCCUGAGGUUAUCGCGCAACAAGAUCACUCAUCUCCCAAGCGCACUGUUGGAUAACCUGGUGCUCCUGGAACAGUUGUUUCUGGACGGCAAUGAACUAAAGAGCCUUGACCAAAACCUGUUUCAGAAACUGGUUCACCUGCAGGAGCUCUUUCUGAACCAAAACCAACUCGCUUUCCUGCCUGCUAGCCUCUUCGCACACCUGGGGAACCUUAAAUUGUUGGAUUUAUCGGGAAACAAUUUGACCCACCUGCCCGAGGGGUUUUUUGGGGUCCAGGUUAAGCUUCAGAAGCUUCUGCUCCACUCAAACCGGCUGGCCUCUCUGGGGUCGGGGCUGUUGGACAGCCUGCGCGCCCUGACGGAGCUGCAGCUCCACACCAAUCACCUCCGUUCCAUCGUCCCCGGAGCUUUCGAUCGGCUGCGAAGCCUGAGCUCCUUGACCCUUUCCGAAAACCGCCUCGAGUUCCUGCCCUCCGCCCUCUUUCUUCAUUCGCACAAUCUGACCUUCCUGACCCUGUCUGAGAACCCGCUGGAGGAACUCCCCAAGGUGCUCUUCGGGGAGAUAGGCGGCCUGCGGGAGCUGAGGCUGAAAAGCACCCAGCUGCGCACCCUGCCGGCCGCCGCCUUCCGCAACCUCACUGGCCUGCGCGUCCUGGAGGUGUCGCUGAGCCCGAGGCUGAGCGCGCUCCCUGAGGACGCCUUCCGAGGCCUCGGCGAGCUGCAGGUGCUCGCCCUGAGCUCCACAAGCCUGGCCUCCCUCCCCGCCAGCCUGCUCCGCGGCCUCGGCAGGCUGCGCCACGUGUCGCUGCGCAGCAAUCGGCUGCGCGCCUUACCCAGCGCUCUCUUCCGCAACCUCAGCAGCCUGGAGGAGGUCCAGCUCGACCACAACCAGCUGGAGACUCUGCCGGGCGACGCAUUUGAAGCUCUGCCCCGGCUGGCGGGGGUCCUGCUGGGACACAAUCCCUGGCGCUGCGACUGUGGCCUGGGGCCGUUCCUGGCGUGGCUGCGGCGGCACGUGGGCCUCGUGGGUCGAGCCGAGCCCCCGCGGUGUCACGGGCCCGGGCCGCACGCCGGCCGACUGCUCUGGACCCUGAAGGCCGGCGACCUCGGCUGCCCGCGCUCCGAGUCGUGGACCCGGCCGGUGGCUGAGGGCCAAAGUCAGGACCAUAGCCUGUUCUGGGGUCUUUAUUUUCUGCUUUUAGCUGCUCAGGCCCUAAUUACCGGGAUCAUUGUGUUUGCGAUGAUUAAACUCGGCAGGCUCUUUCGGAAAUUAAUCACAGAGCUCUGGUUUGAGGCGGUGAGAAAACCUUGCAAUUAAUUAAAACGUGACCGGAGUAUUUGCGGACGCGGCUCCGGAGAGAGCCCAGACCCGCUGACGCUAUCUUCCUCUCCCUUCCUCCUCUGCCAUCUCCUUCCCUCCUUCUCUCCUCCCCGUUCAGUGACCCCUCUCCUUCUGAGCCCCCGUACCAUUUACAGUGGUAAACCGUGACUGUCUGUUGUGCCUGUCUGCCUACUCACAGUGUGCUCCUGGCAGCGCGGACUGCGACGGCUCCUCCCUGUGCCCACAGUCAGGGGUCGGUGGGUGGGGUGACGAAAGCUGUCUCUGAACUGUGAACUGAGAGUUGGGUGCAAAGGAGACAGCCAGCUCCAGGCCAGGGCCUGCCUCCAGCACCUGGUAGAUGUCUGCAAAUGUUUGCGAAAUGAAUAAAUAGAAUGCGUGGGAUCCGGCGAUGGUGGCUUUUCCUAGGGGAGAAGAUGGGUUGCUCUCUUUCCCUUUAUCUGAAAAGCAGAACUAUUUCACAGUUCUUUUCGUCCCGUUUUUUCUCACUUUACAUAUGUCUGACCUGUCGGAUUUGGGGGAAAGCGCUGAACUCCAUCCACGCAAGAGUGUGGAUAGGCUUGUGUGACUGAUGAUGGGCUGAGAGAGAGACAACCCAGCCCUUUCUCUAAGAGCUCGGUACCCAGCGCGGUGCGGGCUGAGUGCCCAGGAGCUGGAGAAGGGCGGGCAUCAGGGAGGGUGGGACGUUCCAGGGGCUCUCAGUGUGCUGCUGGGAGAUGCUGUUGAUCUCGACUGUCCCCGGCUGCUGCGUGCCCGAGGAGCCCUGCUCUGCUUGUUCACAUGAUCUGUGAGUUCCGACUGGAGUCCCACAAGGGUGAAGUCUGUCAUUUUGACACUGGGUUUCAUUUCCUGGAACUAAACGCUACCUCAUUUCACAAGCAUUUACGGGACACCUGACAGUGACAGGUGUUCAUGAAUGUAAUGAUGAGCUUGGGUUCUAGUUUAUUAUGCUCGGAUCACGUUCUCAUUUAUUCCAAUUGAAGGCAGUAAAACCCUCCUUUCUUUAAUUGGGUGUCUGCUUGGGAGAAGCAGUGGUUAAAGCAUGGGCUGGAGAAGAGUCAGAAACUGGUGGGUUGGGAUCCCAGCUCCACCUACUAACUGCAUAGGUCUGUGGGCAACACCCCUGAAAUCUCCAAGCCUUGGUUUCCUCAUCCCUGGAAAGGAAUAAAUAGUACCUGCCUCUUAUAGUUGUUGUAAGAACUAAAGACAAGCUUCUGAUGACUUAGCCCAGUGCCCUGCAUACAGUAAAUGCUCAAUAAAUGGUAGCUCUUAUUAUUAAAGGGCAAGCAAUUAUUACUGCUGUCAUAAUUUUAAAAGAGCUUUGAGCUGGUAGUUUUUUUUUUUUUUUUUUUUUUUCUUUUUUCCUCUGUUGUAUUUAAAGGUGAGACCAAACAUCCUGGAAUGGGUGCUUACAUUCAAGUUAGUCUGUCUUCACUUGUGAGUGGUCUCAGCCCUGUGCAGUCAGGCUCCGUGCUCAGGGUCCAGAGAAAUAGAUCCCCCAACAACAACCACUGGAUAUGGAACAGGAAGAGCUAGGGGUUCCUGGCAUUUGUAGGUGCACUUCAUUUUCAAGGUCAGGUUCAGAUGUCUCCUCCUGGUGAAGUCUUCCUGGCAGACUAAAAGUGUCCCCUUCUGUGUGCCCCCUCUCAGGCUGUCAGGCAUUGGGCAUGCUCCCCACCCCAUCUGGCCCGCUCACCUUGCACUCUAGGGGAGUGUGUGUAUGUGUGUGCCUCCUUAUUUAUUUCCACUCCUCCACACUUUGAAACUACCUACAGCAUAAAACUCAGACUUUUUUUUUUUGAUGGACUAUGGACUCUAGUCCUAACCGCCAUGCUUUCUUGCAAGGAUGAAAUAAUCCAGGCCACUGCAUAUGGGGCUUGAUAGAAGUUGGCUAUUCGGAGAAGGCAAUGGCACCCCACUCCAGUACUCUUGCCUGGAAAAUCCCAUGGACAGAGGAGCCUGGUGGGCUGCAGUCCAUGGGGUCGCUAAGAGUC